AUGUCUAUCAAUAAAUCCGAAGCCGUGGAGACUACCACCGCCUCUCCGCCGGUGAAACGGUCAUUUGGGUCACGAACCGCCACUCAUUUCAAGAAGUGGUGGUGGGUACACUUGAUUAUCUUCAUCAUCGUGCUCCUUGUCAUCCUGUUGCCAGUAGUCUAUGUCGCAUACCCCAAGAUUGCCCAGAAUGACAUCAAUAGCUCCACUCUCAACAUCACAAGCAUGGUUAUCAGCGACCCAGCGCCCAAGUCCUUUUUCCUCGAUCAAACCCAAGUCAUUGGCUCUGAUAGUUCUUACCACCCUGAAAUCUUCUCCUUUGAUGCCGCUGUAUCGUUGGUGGGAGCCGCAUCCGCGUUUGCGACUGUCAAUGUUCCCGCAGUGAAGUCCAAAGAUGGGGCAGAAGUCGAUGUGUCGCAGACCCUCGAUCUGAGUGAUGCCGACGCCUUUGCCGACUACUGCACCGCCGUUAUGAUGAACGAAGAAGUCUCGUUGAAUAUUUAUGGAAAGCCAAAGUUGCAACAAGGAUCAUUGCCAAAAGUGACUGUGACAUAUAACAAGACUGUUACCAUGAAAGGUCUUAACAAACUCAGCGGAUUUGAUGUCACCGAGUUCCAUAUCUUGACUACAGCCGUGAAUGGGCGCAACAUGAACGGCACAGUCUACAUUCCCAAUCCCUCCGUGAUGACAUUGAGCAUGGGAAAUGUGACCCUCAACCUUCUCGUGGCAAAUGAAACCUUGGGUUAUUCCUAUCUCGAAAACCUUGUCCUCAAGCCAGGAAACAACACCGUUCCAAUGACCGCGACCGUGGAUGAAGUUGCGAUUGUCAACAUGCUUAUCUCGUCUAGCAACCCCUAUACCGACGGCGUUGUGCCAUUCACUAUUACUGGAAACUCCAGUGUUUAUAACGGCAACGAGUUGCCUUACUUCACCGAUGCAUUGAGCGCAAACAACCUUACCGUGCAACUGAAUGUCACCAAGGCGCUUGCGGAGAUUGGCGUCAAGCUCUAA
This is a messenger RNA of Penicillium verhagenii, 1008 nucleotides long. RefSeq names its product DUF3712 domain-containing protein. Bases 1 to 1008 code for a protein of 335 amino acids. Gene Ontology annotation, cellular component: fungal-type vacuole membrane. The transcript is spliced from 4 exons. The record is from RefSeq and is a predicted model, not a curated record. Lineage: Eukaryota; Fungi; Ascomycota; Eurotiomycetes; Eurotiales; Aspergillaceae.